Messenger RNA from Pogona vitticeps (central bearded dragon), 789 nucleotides. It is a transcript of the gene LYRM4, whose product is annotated as LYR motif containing 4. The record is from RefSeq and is a predicted model, not a curated record. Gene Ontology annotation, biological process: iron-sulfur cluster assembly. Gene Ontology annotation, cellular component: L-cysteine desulfurase complex; mitochondrion. NCBI's taxonomy places the organism in Eukaryota, Metazoa, Chordata, Lepidosauria, Squamata, Agamidae.
UUCCGCUGGGCUGCCCGUCCGGCGCCUGACGCGCUCGGGGAACGUCUGCCCAUCAAACCAAGCCGAUUCCGGGCAAGCGGCCCUCGCAGUCCCCGAGGUGGAAACAGCCUCGCUCCUUCCCGCAGAGCCGCCUCGGAGCUCCGAGCGAUCCGCCAGCUACUUCCGGAUUCAGGCGCCGGGGUGGGCGGCAAAGUCUCCGGGGCCUUGCGAAGAGGCCCGGCAGUCUGUUUACAACAUGGCAGCGGCCAGGCGGGCUCAGGUGUUGCGGCUCUAUCGUGCCCUGUUGCGGGAGAGCCAGGGCUUCGCUGCUUACGGGUACAGGACAUAUGCCAUAAGAAGAAUAAGAGAUGCCUUUAGAGAAAACAAACACAUCAGGGAUUCAGCAGAAAUAGAAACUCUAGUGAGCAAAGCAAAAACUAAUCUAGAAAUUAUUCGCCGACAGGUAACCAUUGGCCAACUCUAUUCUGCGGAGAAGCUCAUUAUUGAGUGUCCCCAAAAAGUCUGAUACUAGAUGAAAUUUUUGCCUAGAGCAAUGGUGGACCAGCUUCAGUAUUCAGCAACAGUGCGCACACAGAUUUUUACUUGAACAGUUUUGUUUGAGUUGUCUUAUUUCUCUCCUUGUAAAAUAUAAUUAAAACUCCAUGCUGUAUUCACCUCUAUGCCAGAAUGUCAUUGUACAUGUGCUCUGUAUUUGUCACUGAGGUGAUGAACAUGUUCUGUUACAGCUUAGUGACACUGUUUGCUAGUAGAAUGAUUUGUUUGCUUGACAAUUAAAUUCCAUAGGCUAAA